UACACCCUGCUAGUAAGAAGUUGAUUUUGACAUGAUAGCAUCACACAGCUGCACAUCCAUGAUGCCAGUCUCCCAUUCCACAACAUUCCAAAAGUGCUACUGGAUUGAGAUCUGGUGACUGUGGUUACUCCUGGAGUACAGUGAACUUAUUGUCAUGUUCAAGAAACCAGUUUGAGGUGGUUUAAGCUUUAUGGCAUGGUGCAUUAUCCUGCUGGAAGUAGCAUCAGAAGAUGGUCCACUGUGGUCAUAAAGGGAUGGACAUGGUCAGCAACAAUAUUCAGGUAGGCUGUGGUGUUUGAACAAUCCUCAGUUGGUACUAAGAGGUCCAAAUUGUGCCAAGAACAUAUCCUCACACCAUUACACCUCCAACAGCAGCCUGAACCAUUGAUACAGUCCAGGAUGGAUCCAUGCUUUCAUGUUGUUUACUCCAAAUUUUGACCCUACAUCUGUAAUAGAGACUCAUCAGACCAGGCAACUUUUUCCGUCCAAUUUAGGUGAACCUGUGUCAACUGUAGCCUCAGUUUCCUGUUCUUAGCUGACAGGAGUGGCACUCGGUGUGGUCUCCUGCUACUGUAGUCCAUCUUCUUCAAGGUUCCACACGUUCUGAGAUGGUGUUGUGCAUUCACUGCUUGUAAUGAGUUAUUAUUUGAGUUACAGUAUCAUCUCCAACUAGUCUGCCCAUUCUCCUCUGACCUCUCACAUCAACGAGGCAUUUUUGUCCAAAAAUCUGUCACUCACUGGAUAUUUUCUCUUUUUCAGACCAUUUUCUGUAAACCCUGGAGAUGGUUGUGUGUGAAAAUCCCAGUAGAUCACAGCAGUUUCUGAAAUACUCAGACAACAACAAUGCCACGUUCAAAGUCACUGAAAUCCUCUUCCUUGUCCAUUCUGAUGCUCUGUUUGAACUUCAGCAGGUUGUCUUGACCACGUCUACAUGUCUAAAUGCAUUGAGUUGCAGCCAUUCGAUUGGCUGGUUAGCUAUUUGUGUUAACAGGCAAUUGAACAGAUGCACCUCAUACAGUGGCCGUUGAGUGGAUAUCUUUAUUAUUUAAAGGGCUUGUGUCCACCAUUAAAACAGUAAGGAAAAGCCUAAAUGUGCAACAGUAGUGAAACCAUCAUGUCAUUAAAUAUGUGGAUGCUGCCAUCUUGUGGUGUCUUUCUGCAGCGUCUCAUAAAGUAAGUACUGCAGAAAAAGUAGCAAGAAAUCAUUUACAUGCAGCUCCUUUACAAUCAAGUCACUGAGACAUGAACUAUGAGGCAGCAGGUGCAUUUCAAAAACUUUAAUAAUUGUGGAGUACUUGUCACAGUAAGUAUAAUAUAUAUGAAUAAAUUUGAGCGACUAAUUUCCCUUUACACGGAUUCACAUUUGAGAAAUAUAAAACCAAAGAAGUCAUCUUUGUCAUUUUCUGCAGUUUUUCCCGACAGCACUGACACAACUACCUCCCACUUUAUCUUCAUUAGCAACCCUCCCUACUGACGGUGUCAUUGUAGGACCAGUUGGACAAGCACUGAUUUACAGCAGCAGUAACAAGGUGUGUCUGCUUCUCGCUGCAGUCAUGGCUGAAACCUUUCAGAAAGCUGUGGAGGAAGUGAAGGAACUGCCAAAAAGACCAAAUCAGGCAGCUCUCACCCGACUGUAUGGGUUAUAUAAACAAGCCACAGUUGGUGAUGUUAACAUAGAACGUCCAGGGAUGUUGGACUUUACAGGAAAAGCAAAAUGGGAUGCUUGGGAAGCAGAGAAAGGUCUGACCAAAGAUGAAGCAAUGGCCGCUUAUGUUCAGCUGGUGGAGCAGCUAAAAGCCAAAUAUGUAAACUAAUGAGUUUUACUCCCAUUUGUUUAUCACAAGAAGCUUCAAAAAAGAAAAAAAAUGUAGAACUUU
Molecule: messenger RNA, 1877 nt
Organism: Acanthochromis polyacanthus (spiny chromis)
Lineage: Eukaryota; Metazoa; Chordata; Actinopteri; Pomacentridae
Product: acyl-CoA-binding protein-like
Exons: 4
Coding region: 1554-1814 (86 amino acids)
Biological process (GO): fatty acid metabolic process
Molecular function (GO): fatty-acyl-CoA binding
Source: RefSeq, a predicted model, not a curated record